AUGAAGACGUUUGCCGCUCUCUGCACUCUGCUUGCUUCAGCACAAGCUGCCACGAGGACCUCGGCCCCAUCGGGGUGCAUUACCGUCAGCAAAUCUCCGGCCAGUGGACAGUUCGGGACGAUCCAGGCUGCUGUGAACUCCCUGUCAACGUCGUCCUCGGGCACACAGUGCAUCUUCAUCAACCAGGGCUCCUACGCCGAGCAAGUCCUCGUCCCGAGCCGCAGCGCUCAACUGACCAUCUAUGGCUACAGCACGGACACCAGCGGCUACGCCGGAAACAAAGUCACCAUUACGGCGAACAAGAGCCAGAAGGACGGGCUCAACAACGACGAGACUGGCACCCUGCGCGUGAAAGCCAACAACUUCAAGCUGUACAACGUCAACGUCGCCAACACGUACGGCAAGGGAAGCCAGGCCAUCGCCCUGAGCGCCUACGCCGACAGCGGCUACUACGGGUGCGCCUUCACCGGCUUCCAGGACACGCUCCUCAGCAACACCGGGUACCAGCUGUACUCGCGCUCCCUGAUCCAGGGCGCCACGGACUUCAUCUUUGGCCGCCAGGCUUCUGCGUGGUUCGAAAAGUGCGACCUCCGCGUUCUCAGUGCCUCGAAGGGCUGGAUCACUGCCAACGGACGUGAUUCCUCGUCCAACCCAUCAUACUACGUGUUCAACAACUGCAACAUCGCUGCUGCCUCCGGCAACAGUGUGAGCGCUGGGGCGUACUAUCUCGGCCGUCCGUGGGGCGCCUACUCCCGUGUCGCGUUCCAGAAGACGACAAUGUCGUCCGUCAUCAACUCGGCGGGGUGGUCGGUCUGGAACACAGGCGAUGAGAGGACCAGCAAUGUCGCGUACGGCGAGUACCAGAACACGGGCGCCGGCGCCUCGGGCACCCGAGCGAGCUUUUCCAAGGCCCUUUCGUCGGCCGUCUCGAUCUCAACCAUCUUGACGAGCAGCUAUGCUAGCAAGGGUUACUAUGACGCUUCGUACAUGUGA
Molecule: messenger RNA, 993 nt
Organism: Verticillium alfalfae VaMs.102
Lineage: Eukaryota; Fungi; Ascomycota; Sordariomycetes; Glomerellales; Plectosphaerellaceae
Product: pectinesterase
Exons: 2
Coding region: 1-993 (330 amino acids)
Biological process (GO): cell wall modification
Molecular function (GO): pectinesterase activity
Source: RefSeq, a predicted model, not a curated record